AUGCAGUCCUUCAAGCGCAGUACGCUCUCUGCUCUGCAGAACGCCGCCCGCGCCCAGCGCCGCGGAUACAGUAAACCAACGUCUGCGUACGCCUCAACGGUCGAGAAUCUCCGGAUCAAUAGCGAGACAAAGGUCCUCUACCAGGGAUUUACUGGAAAGCAGGGAACAUUCCACGCCCAGCAGGCCAUCGACUAUGGUACCAAGGUCGUCGGCGGUACGAAUCCCAAAAAGGCUGGAGAAAUGCAUCUCGAUCGUCCAGUGUUUGCAACGGUGAGAGACGCUAUCAAAGAAACUGGCGCCAAUGCUUCCGCCAUCUUUGUUCCUCCUCCGGUGGCUGCAAAGAGUAUAGAGGAGGCAAUUGAGGCAGAGAUGCCGCUUGUCGUUUGCAUUACUGAAGGAAUCCCGCAGCACGACAUGGUUCGCAUUACCGACAUCCUGAAAACGCAAAACAAAACUAGAUUAGUCGGUCCUAACUGUCCUGGUAUAAUCGCUCCGGGCCAAUGCAAAAUUGGCAUCAUGCCUGGAUUUAUCCACAAGAGAGGACGCAUCGGCAUCGUCUCACGAUCUGGAACCCUUACAUACGAGGCUGUGAAUCAGACCACCCAAGCUGGCCUUGGGCAAUCCCUCGUUGUCGGGAUUGGUGGUGACCCGUUCUCCGGCACCAACUUCAUCGAUUGCCUCCGCGUCUUCCUCGAAGACGAGGAGACCGACGGUAUCAUCAUGAUUGGUGAAAUUGGAGGUAGCGCCGAAGAAGAUGCCGCAGAGUUCUUCAAAGCUGCCAACAAAGCAAACAAGCCGGCUGUUGGUUUCAUUGCCGGUAUUAGUGCGCCUCCCGGCCGCCGAAUGGGCCACGCAGGUGCUAUUGUGAGCGGCGGCAAGGGCGGAGCCGACUCGAAAAUUGCUGCUCUUGAGGCGGCGGGUGUCAUCGUCGAGCGGAGCCCAGCUGCCCUUGGAAAGACCUUGCACGCUGAAUUCGUGAAGAGAGAUUUGAUCUAG
Messenger RNA from Uncinocarpus reesii 1704, 996 nucleotides. RefSeq names its product succinyl-CoA ligase alpha-chain. Bases 1 to 996 code for a protein of 331 amino acids. NCBI's taxonomy places the organism in Eukaryota, Fungi, Ascomycota, Eurotiomycetes, Onygenales, Onygenaceae. The transcript has 7 exons. Gene Ontology annotation, molecular function: succinate-CoA ligase (ADP-forming) activity; succinate-CoA ligase (GDP-forming) activity. Gene Ontology annotation, biological process: tricarboxylic acid cycle. The record is from RefSeq and is a predicted model, not a curated record. Gene Ontology annotation, cellular component: succinate-CoA ligase complex (ADP-forming); mitochondrion.